GGUAGGGAGGGCGCAGGGGUAUUGUGACAUGCUCCAGGGAAGGGCGGCUUGUCCCGUGGCCAACAGACGCCCCGGGGCCCAGAGGGGCAAGAGAGCCGGGACCGGGCAUGGAGCCUGGGGCCGGGCCCUCCAGGGCCCCGCAGGACAGGAAGGCGGAGUCUCAGCAACAGGCUCGGGCCCAGCCCGUCGAGGGCCACGGCCGGAUACUGCUGUUCGGCGAGCUCUGGAAGCAGGAUGAGGGCUGCCUGACCGUGCAGGACGUUCUGGAGCAGGCUCCGGACGAUCACUGCGCCAGGCCCUCGUCCACUCGAACCGCGAGCUACCACAGCAGCUGCGCCACGCGGCAGCGCAAGCGUCCCGGCCACAGCGGGUGGGACAGCGCCGACUGCCCGGCCGCCAAGUCCAGGCGCUGCGCCAAAGAGAGGAGGUGCGACAGGUGCAAGGCCACGGACCCGUGCGAGUGCGGGACGGCUCGGGCUGGGUCUGAGACCUCCUGCCGCGAGGCGGCGGAGGAGCCGCCGUCGGGAGGCUGGGUGCCCUGCCCGGCGCCCCAGCGCAACCCCCGGCUGCUCCUGGUGCUGUGCCGCGCGUCGGCGCUGCGCUCCAACCUGCCGCGGCUGCAGCUGCUCCUGCAGCAGGUGCAGGCGCGGCACCGCCAGCCGCCUGCUGCUCUUGUCGGGAUCGUGGUGCAGCCGCAGCCGGAAGAGGAGGCCGAGGCGCGCCGCCGCAUGGAGACCCUGCUCUGCAGCGCCUUCGCGCCGCACAGCCCCUCGGUGGAGGUGCACACGGCGGUGUUCCGCCCCAGCCGCUCGGACUGCGUCCUGGACGUCCAGCCCGCCGCCAGCACAGGGCGCAAUGCCAGGGCUCGGGGCAGCGUCCUUCUCGUGGAUCAGGAGACCCAGACGGAUGCGGGGAGGCCAGAGGGAGAGGAAGAGGGAGAAUCUCAAGCAGAUUCCGAGUCAAGCACAGAGCCUGAAGUGGGGCCCGAUUCCACAACCCUGAGAUCAUGACUUGAGCCGAAAUCAAGUCAGACGUUCAACCAACUGAGCCACCCAGGUGCCCCUAAAAUCUAAAUGGAACCCACAUCCAUGGCUGGAGGGAACACAGAAUGGUGCGGCUGGUGCUGAAAACAAUCUGGCAGUUCCUCAAACGGUCAAAUGCAAAGUUACUAUAUGACCGAGCAAUUCCACUCCUGGGGACACACCCAAGAGAAUUAAAAAUAGAACAUCCAUACAAAAACGUGCACAUGAAUGUUCACAGCGCCAUUAAUUAAUGGUAGCCAAGAAGUUGGACAAACUCAAUAUCAACAAUCUGAUGAACAGAUAAACAGCAUGUGGUACAUCCAUACAAUGAAAUCCUAUUUGGCACCACUGACGCGUGCUACAACAUGGAUGAGCCUGAGACACAUUGGGCUAAGUGAAAGAAGCUAGCCCUCCAAAACUCACAUGUUGUACACGAUUCCAUUUAUGAAAUGUGCAGAAUAGGCAAAUCCAUUGAUCGGAACUGGGGGGAGGUGGGGAAAGGAGUGACUGCAAAUGGCCAUGGGGUUUCCUUGGAGUGCAAGAUGAAAAUGUUCUGGAAUUAGUCAGUAAUGAUGGAUUUACACCUUUGUUAAUAUGCCAAAAACCACUGAACACUUUAAAGAAUAAAUGUUAUGACACAGAAAUUAAAUGUCUAUUAAAACAAUUAACAAAGAAAAAAGAUAAGGCUUGCCUUUUAGAAUCCCUUCCUUCUCCAUUCCAGGAAAAUAACAGUGGUAGGCAGGUCUAAGGAGGAAGUGUGUGUUGUCUGCCCCAUUGAUCACUGGCUUUGGGGAGCUUAUGUUGGAAGAACGUGUAGCUGUGUCAAGAAGCCAGGACCCAAGCCAGGAGGAGGAGGAAACUGUCCGCCGGAAGUCCUCCUGUGUAACAGCAGACGGCGCCAUAUCUGAGGACUCCUGGCAUCCUCAGCAGAGGACAAAUGGGAGAGAAGUUUGGGAAAGUUUCAAGGACUGUAAAUUGGAGCAGCCACUGUCUUCUGGAUCAGUCAAUAAGCUGCAGAAGAAUGGACCAUGUUCCAGUGGAAUCUCAGAGUCAUUCUCCUACCGCUGUCAUUUUCUGUGAAUUCCAUGGAUGGAGCACCAGACGAGUUAGAAGCCCUGAGCUGAAACCCACUUCUUCCAAUCUCUGUGUUACAAGGCCACAUCCCAUCUAUUCUUUGAGCCUCAGUUUCCCGGUUUAUAAACUGAGAAUAAACAAAUAAUAGCGCCAUUAUUUCAAAA
Mustela lutreola (European mink) is the source of this 2260-nucleotide messenger RNA. It is a transcript of the gene SPATA3, whose product is annotated as spermatogenesis associated 3. NCBI's taxonomy places the organism in Eukaryota, Metazoa, Chordata, Mammalia, Carnivora, Mustelidae. Bases 108 to 1010 code for a protein of 300 amino acids. The transcript is spliced from 2 exons. The record is from RefSeq and is a predicted model, not a curated record.